ACAGGUGUCGCCAUCUGGUGAUUGGCCAGGAGACGUGCGUUCGCAAAACCACCGAAACAGGACGCUCGUAGAUAAGAAUUGGUCGGUGUUUGUGUUGCGUACUUGGACCCGUAUCUAACUGUAAACCGUUCUCCGAGAGAAGUGAGAAACAUUAACGGUAUCGGUUUCAUCUUUCGGACGUUUUUCGGUUCGUAUCUGGUAUCUGGUCCGCGGGAUAAGUUCGUUGUCCCCGCAAUAGUGAUACGGAGGUCGCGUGUGAAGAAUAACGAGAGGACUGACUUCGUCGAGCGCGUUCCUUUCGGAGUAAGGGGUACGCCAGCCGUGAAUCUGGAGAACCUGCGACACGACAAGGGUCGGACAGUGUCGUCGCUGUGCUUCACGGGGUCGUAGCAUGUGAAAAUGGAUUUUAAAAGCGUGGUGUACAACGCUGCGAGGGACGGAAAGCUGAAACGCUUGAAGGUGUUUUUGGACAGUCGAGGGAAGGAUGAGGUAGAGCAGUUGGUCGGUGUCAAAACUCACGGUGCAACACCGUUGGUAAUGGCCUGUCGAAACGGACACUACGACGUAGCUGAGUACCUCAUCGAAAAAUGUGGAGCGGACAUCGAGCAACCUGGAUCAGUGAUGUUCGAUGGCGAAACGAUAGAAGGUGCAGCCCCCCUGUGGUGCGCAGCGGCCGCUGGCCACUUGGCAUUGGUCAGGUUGCUGGUUAAAAAAGGUGCCAAGGUGAAUUCGACCACUAAAACAUACUCCACACCCCUGCGUGCAGCUUGCUUCGAUGGCUAUUUCGAUAUUGUCAGAUUUUUGGUACAUCACGGGGCUGACAUUGAAAUGGCAAAUCGUCACGGUCACACGAGUCUAAUGAUCGCCAGUUUCAAAGGUCACGUUAGAAUCGCCAAGUUCCUACUCGCGCUGAAGGCAGACGUUAACCGAAAAUCCACGAAAGGUAACACGGCACUGCACGAUUGCGCCGAAAGUGGAUCCUUGGAGAUCGUGAAGGUACUGAUCCAGCAUGGUGCACGGAUGGACGUGGACUCGUAUGGGAUGACGCCACUCCUUGCGGCAGCAGUAACAGGCCAUAAACUCAUCGUUGAAUACUUUAUUAGUAUGACGAACUUGGUAAGCCGGAAGGAGCGCAUAGACGCACUGGAGCUUUUGGGCGCCACUUACGUGGAUAAAAAGAGAGAUAUGAUCACUGCGCUUGAACUUUGGAAACGAGCGAUGGACGAAAGAUACCGAGAUGAUUGUCCUGUAAUAUUGAAAUCGCCGGCACCGGCGAUAGCUGCUUACAAUUUUGUACGCGAGAUUACCGACCCCGACGCAUUGGAUGAAUUGUUAACCGACCCGGACGAAAUGCGAAUGCACGCGCUCAUAAUCAGGGAACGAAUAUUGGGGCCGGCCCAUCCUGACACCAGUUACUACAUUCGCUACAGAGGAGCUGUUUACGCGGACGGCGGAGAAUUCGAUCGUUGCAUCGAACUCUGGAAUUACGCUUUGGACAUACAGCAGAGAAUGCUGGAGCCGCUCGAUCCGAUGACUCAGAGUUCCCUCACUAGUUUUACCGAGCUUUUCAAUUUUAUGACGAGCAGACAGACGACCACGGGGCGCAGGGUACCGCCGAUUAUGAGGGAGGAGCUUCUUCGAGUGUUCGAGAAAGCUGUGAUGGAAGUAAAAUCGGGAAAACAAAUGUUGGACAAGGUGCCAGCCAGCGAGCGUGAUCUGACGUAUAUGAACAGAGUUCUCGUCAUCACCUUACAUCUGGCAUCUUUGUUGAUAAACGAGGCUCCCAAAGAGGGUACUGAAAAAAAUAUCACACUGCACAAAGCGAUUUACGAAUUAGUUCAAAUAAAUGCCAAAGGCCAAAAUGGUCGCGAUGCAUUGCAAUUGAUUCAUAGCGGCGAGGGGGGUUCUUUAUUGGGCCGAUACUCGACCUCUAAGAUUUCUCUCCCACAUUUGACGACAGCUCUUAUAAAAGCUGGCGCCGAUGUCACGGCGAGAGACAAUGACGGAAAUACAGCGCUACAUCUUGCUGCCUUGUCGAACCUCUGGCGGCUGGAUCUCGCCAACACCCUCCUCGAAGCCGGUGCUCAUAUCGAUGCCGUUAAUAACGAAGGUAAAACCUUCGAAAUGUUGUUAUCCAAUAAACGCCUUUACGAUUUGGUAAAUCCCGUAAAGUAUACUACGCUCGCCUGCUUGGCAGCCAGAGUAGUCAGAAGAACGCAUAGAAUAGAACAUCUUCCAAAACAUCUUCAAGCCUUUGUUCAAAUGCAUUAAUGAUAUUGAUGGUUGGUUACGGAGAUGACACGCUGUCGUUUAAGAUGCCACGAAAGAAUUGAAUUUGUUAACUAAAAAAAAUGAAAUUGUUGACGAUAAAGUUCUGAAUUCUGUUGGAGAAGUAAACCGAUAACUAGAACAUGUUUCUGUGAAUGGGAAAGUAUGAAACCUACCCUGAGAGAAUUGCCAUUAUUAUUCAUGUGAUAAUACGAUAAAAACAGUGCACUUAACAUAGAUUACGCUCCUGGAGAUGUCUCGUUAGAUAUGAGUUUCAGUACCUCAAAAUUAUUGACUAAUUGUAUGAGACUACUAGUUUAUUCUUUCAGUUGAGAAAUUACUAUCGUGAUUCUAUGUAGGAAAUGUCUCUGAUAUUAAUAUCGAACAUUAUAAGGACACUCGAUCUGUGAAAUAAGGAACCUAUGGGAAUACUUACUGGCAUCGAUUACAAUGGCUUAGAAAUAUUGAUCAAUGUGAUUUUAUUAUUGUAUACUUGGCAUAUAGCCAUUCCCUUAUACAUAAACCCCAUACAAGCCAUAAUACACACUUUGCGUUGAUAAUAUUUAGUUAUAACAUGAAUGUAUGUUAAAUUUGAGAAGUUAUGUAAUCCUGGAGAAUAUUAUUUUAUUUUCAACGCUGUAUAAAGAAAUAAAACCAGGAAUAAGAUUGUGUAAUACACUUUUUUGCUACAGCGUGAAUAAGUAAUUCGAAUAGAAAUAAGCAAAUGCUUUUGUCCGAGAAAGCAAAUAAAAGUAGAAUAAUUCAACAUUUUUUUUUUUUAAUAUCGCAAAGUUUCGAAUUGUCAUAUAACAUACGUGUUUUAUUUUUAAUAGAUAUCCGUUAAAAUGUCAUUCAAUUUAAUUUACUUGAAAUUGUUUAUUAUCGGGUACAUCAAAGUUACGUGCAUAUUGAUUCAUAAUAUAUAUCUUGCGAACAGUUCAGUUACAUCGAUCCUUAAGCUUAAUUUUAUUUAAAAUGUGAUAACUAUACAUAUAGAUUAUACGUAUUAUACAGAAUAAUUAUUAUAUAUAGACAUAAGAAUGAUGAUACGCGAGGUGUUCAAAGUAAGGUGCUUUUUUUGAGAACAGUCGAAUACUUGCACUUGAAGCUAAAAUAGCAUGACUGUGACAAUGUCCUAAACAAAGCGGGUAGAGUUUAUAAUUUCAUUGAUAAUUAUUGACGCAACUUAGUAGUUUCAUACUCUUUGAACACGUUUUUAUUGCAGCGAGUGCAUUCUACACACUUCUAUAAUUUUACACAAAUACUAUGAUUCUCUGCAAAAAAAGUAUCUUACGUUCAAAGUCACCCAAUUUAAUUGUUUUAUAAUGUAAAGACUGUGGAAAUACAAGUGUGAUUAAUAAUAUAA
Molecule: messenger RNA, 3634 nt
Organism: Hylaeus volcanicus
Lineage: Eukaryota; Metazoa; Arthropoda; Insecta; Hymenoptera; Colletidae
Product: protein fem-1 homolog CG6966
Exons: 8
Coding region: 400-2271 (623 amino acids)
Molecular function (GO): protein binding
Source: RefSeq, a predicted model, not a curated record